AUGGCUGCUCUCACUACCAGCUCCCUCUCCUCCAUGGUGGCGACAACCGCGCUUUCCGCGAGUGCCGCGUCAUCCAGGGCCCUUGCCAGCUCAGCCGCUAUCUCGGGAACUCCAGUCCUGCGCUCCGCUGCUUGCGUCGGCAAGCGUGCACCGACCGGCAAGACUAACGGCUCGGUCAGGUGCUCCGCGAAGCCGUCGGCUUCCAACGACGAGAGCAACAGAACCUUUGCUUUGAGAUCUUUCCGCGAGAAGAAGGCUUUCAAGGCCAUCGCAGGACUCAACAACUUCAAUGCCGACUCUGUUGCCGCUGUCGUCUCCGCUGCUGAGAAGGGAGGGGCCACGGUCGUCGACAUUGCCUGCGAUCCCGACCUCGUUCGCCUCGCCCGCUCCCUCACCUCUCUCCCUAUCUGCGUGUCGGCAGUGGAGCCGGAGAAGUUCGUCGAGGCAGUUGCUGCUGGCGCGCACAUGAUCGAGAUUGGCAACUUUGAUUCGUUCUAUCCUGACGGCCGGGAGUUCACCGCAGAGGAGGUGCUGGACUUGACUCGUCGCACUCGCCAGCUGCUCCCCUCCAUCGCCCUCUCCGUCACCGUUCCCCACACUCUGCCUCUGCCCGAACAGGUCGCUCUGGCGGAGGCUCUGCAAGGGUGUGGCGCUGACGUUAUCCAGACUGAGGGCGGAACCAGCUCAGCAGCUUCCUCUGCUGGCGUUCAAGGGCUGGUGGAGAAGGCCACUCCCACCAUUGCAGCCACCUACUCUAUCGCCCGGGCCGUCACCAUUCCAGUCAUGUGUGCCUCUGGUCUCAGUGCUGUCACUGUCCCUCUCGCCUUCGCUGCUGGUGCUUCAGGAGUGGGAGUUGGAUCUGCCAUCAACCGCCUGAAUGAGCCUAUUGCGAUGGUGGCAGCGGUGCGGGAAAUUGCAGAUGCAAACGAUAGAGAGCAGGAUGAGGAGGGAGAUCAGUAUCCAGGCAAUGAGGGUCCCACGGAGGGAGGGAAAUACGUUAGAUACACGAGCGAACAGGUGGAGGUAUUGGAGAAAGUUUAUAAAGAAUGUCCGAAACCGAGCUCCGUCCGACGGUCGCAGCUUAUCAAGGAGUAUCCGGUGCUGUCGAACAUCGAGCCGAAGCAGAUCAAAGUCUGGUUCCAGAACCGAAGAUGUCGCGAGCGGCAGCGGAUGGAGUACAGCCGGCUGCAGAGCAUGAACUCGCGCCUCUCCGCGCUCAACAAGCUGCUCGUGGAGGAAAACGAGCUCUCCACGCGCAAGAUCUCGCAACUCACGCUCGAAAACAUGCUCCUGCGACAGCAGCCGGUUCUCCCCCCGGGAAUGCACCCGGGCCUGCCCCUGGGUCAGCCAGACGUCUUUUCCCAGCUGCGAGCUGCGGCGCUAGGUGGGGUGGGAGGGGCGGGAGGGGUGGGCGGGGUCGGAGGGGUGGGAGGGAUUGGAGGGGUGGGAGGGGAGUUUGGCGGAGGGGCAGCCGCUUUAGACGUGCUGAAGCAGCGGCAACUGGGAGCGGCGCAGCAGCAGCAGCAGCAACAACAGCAACAACAACAGCAACAGCAGCAACAGCAACAACAACAGCAAGCACAGCAACAGGGAUUGGCACAGCAAGCAGAGCAGCAGCAGUUGCUGCCAAGGCUGGGGUUUGCGGGCACCAAUCUGACCUCGGACUCAGCCGUGACCGGCUCCAAUCCUGCCGGCGACCCAGGCGCCUCUGGUCUACUACCCAUAGCAGAGCAGAUCUUAUCCGAGUUCUUGGCAAAAGCUACUGGCACGUCCAUGGACUUUGUUGAAAUGCCGGGGGUCAAGGUCGGAGCAGGCUACAUAGGCAAGGUCACCAUUGCAUGCGGAGGGCCCGGUGUUGCUGCUCGGGCGGCUGGCCUUGUGCUGCUGCCGCCCAGCAAGGCAGCAGAGUUGCUCAAGGACCGAGUGGCGUGGCUGAGGGAGUGCCGCCGCUGUGACGUGCUGGGAGGCUUCCGCACUCCCAAUGGCGGCACUGUCGAGCUCGUCUACACCCAGAUGUACGCACCAACCACCCUCGCCCCUCCUCGUGACCUCUGCACCCUUCGUUACACCUCUCUUCUAGAAGACGGAGUGGUGAUCUGCGAGCGCUCGCUGAGCAAUGCCCAUGGGGGCGCGUCCAUGCCCGCAGUGCCGUCGUUUGUGCGUGCGGAAAUGCUCCCCAGUGGCUACCUUAUCCGCCAGUGCGACGGGGGAGGCUCCGUGAUCAUCGCUGUAGACCACCUUGACCUGCAGGCGUCCAGCGUACCUGAGGUGCUGCGGCCGCUGUACCAGUCGUCUGCAGCGCUGGCACACCGAAUGACCAUUGAGGCCCUGCGCUACCUGCGCAAGGUGGCCAACGAGGGGUCCGCAGGCGGGGGCGAGGCCACCAGCGGGGAGGGCGGGGCAGCGGGCAGCAGGGCGGAGUCUGGGCGGCCACAGGACCGGCAGCUGACAGCAUGGCGAGCGAUAGCAGAGCGCAUUGCCAUGGGAUUCAACGAGGCAGUGAAUGGGUUUACGGACGAUGGGUGGGAGCAGAUGGCGGGAGACGGCAUGGAUGACGUCACCCUUGCUGCCAGAGCCACUGGCGCCGGGGGGAAGGCCGCAGGGGGCAUGGGCGGAGGGGGAGAUGCGCCUGGGCCUGUGGGCGGUGGUGUGCUGUGCGCCAAGGCGUCUAUGCUGCUGCAGAACGUGUCUCCAGUACUCCUCAUCAAGUUUCUGCGCCACCAUCGCGCAGAGUGGGCGGACGGCACGAUAGACGCGGACUCAGCAGCGGCAGUGCAGGCCACCAUGGGUGCUCGCGCUGCUGCUGCCGGCGCGGGGAAAGUGCCUCUGCCGCUUGCCUAUGCUGUUGACCAGGAAGAGUUCCUGGAGUUGGUGAAGCUCGAGCCUGCUGCUGCCACACGGGGGAUGGCCGGAGCGAGAGAAACGUUUCUGCUGCAGCAUCCACCUUUGCCUCGCCCUGCCUGCACCCACUCCCACACCCCUUCCCCCCAUACCUGUGCCAGUCUCCUCCUCUCCUCUCCCCCUUUCCCGCUUUUCAACCGCACUCUCUUUCUCGUCUGUAUUCCGUUUUGCUUCACCCUGUUCCCCUCACUCUUCGCCCCAUCCACCCCGCUUUCCUGCCUACCCUCUCUUCUUGCCGCUCCUCCCUACUGCCCCUCCCUCCUCCCCCUCCCCCUUGUUCUCCCCUCCCCAUCCCCCUCCCCCCUCCCCUCCCCUCCCCCCUCCCUCUCCCCUCUCCCCUCCCCUCUCCCCCUCCCCUCUCCCCUCCCCUCUCCCCUCCCCUCUCCCUCUCCCCUCUCCCCUCCCCUCUCCGCCUCCCCUCUCCCCCUCCCCUCCCCCUCCCCUCUCCCCCUCCCCUCUCCCCCUCCCCUCUCCCCCUCCCCUCUCCCCCAUUUGCCCCGGUGA
Messenger RNA from Closterium sp. Yama58-4, 3405 nucleotides. The record is from the annotation of a GenBank genome assembly. Lineage: Eukaryota; Viridiplantae; Streptophyta; Zygnematophyceae; Desmidiales; Closteriaceae.